Messenger RNA from Pocillopora meandrina, 8036 nucleotides. Lineage: Eukaryota; Metazoa; Cnidaria; Anthozoa; Scleractinia; Pocilloporidae. The record is from the annotation of a GenBank genome assembly.
CAAAAAUGGCUGAGAGCAAGGGACCAGGUAUGGGAAUGUGCGUGAAAGGAAACGAAGGAUUAAUCGAAUGAUCUAAAAUUGUGCCGUAAUUCAGCCACGCUAUUGUCGCAUUUGUUUGCCUCGAUCAAGAGUUUGGUUAAGCAAGCUUUGAAACAAUGUCGUUUUUUGUGUUGAAACAAAAUCAUCUUCAUUUCACUCCAGAAUUUUCAUUUAUUUAGCGAAAAUAAUUGAAAAUCAAUCGGUAAACGCGAUAGAGUAAACUUUUUCUUCGCAGAUUCCCCUCAAAAACACUCAGAUAAAUAUAUUCAUAACCCUUUGUAAGACGAUCCGCUUAAAUGCAAAUUUUAUCAAAUUCAAGCCUCGACUUUCAUGUCAAAUAGUUUACUCGUAUGUUCCUUACUCUUCAUCGAACAGGAUUUUUACAGACAAUGUUUAGAAGCAAGCUCUGAAUUUACGUUUUGUGUAGGACCCCAUUUGAGUUUCUCUGUUGUACCCUCAAUUAAAUAUCGAACAUGUUUACUGCCGUAUUGAUUCGUAAGCAGUCUAAGUAAUAAGGUGUGGAAAAUUUAUUUUGUUCAAGUGAAGUCUCUACUCUUUCGGAAUCCACUAGUCAAGUUCUGUUGACGACCUCGACCUAUUUGACCUUGAAACUGAAAUUAAUCGCUAUAUUUGCCAUGACUGAAUGAAGCGUUUUGAGAACUUGGAUGAACGUAUGUAAGAAAGGAUGGGUAAUCGAAAGUUUCAAGCUCGUUCUGUAGCGUGAAAUGGCAGGAGACUUGAUCCUGGAUUGCUGAUUAAUAUACUUAAUGCGUUUUGAUAUCGUAAGAUUCCUAGUUGGAGAUAUUCAUUUCCGUGAAUGUCAGUGUAUGAUACCCUAUUCGACAACUUAAUUUACCGAAGUAAAACUGUAUUGAGUUAAAGGUGUCACGUAAAUGGCGUGACCUCAUGAGUGACAGACGUGGUUCAUAUGUAGUUAGAGGUUUGCCUAGAGACAAGUCGCAGUCGCUCAAAUUUCUCCCUUAUUUUACCUUAUAUUCGGUGAAGUGUAAUACUUACAAGCGGCUUAUCAAAGAAUUCUGGCUAAAAUAUUUCCUGUUUGAGUUUUGUGACACCAGUGUUGUUUGUCCAUCAAAACAACUUUAAAAGUGUUUACCACUAAAUUUUAAUUCUUAAUUCUUAAUUUUAAAGCGGUUUUUCUUUUCCGAAAAAAAAUUAAUAAAAUUAGAAUUCUCUGUAGCCGGUCAAAAUAAUUGAAAAAUGAUCUCUGCGUUGGCGCCCAUUCCAACAUUGACUUACAACUUUGGAAAAUUAAUUUGUUUAUAUAUUUUAGUUAGCUUCAGGUUGCUGAAGUAAGUUAACAUUUUGCAAUUUUUCUCUAUAGUGACUGGUAUUUUAUUUCUUUCUACUCCUUUUUAUAGAAAAGCUUUACAAAGAGCCAGCAGUCCGUGUACCAACCCUCUCGCGUCUUUCUACGAUUGCAAAAAGCCUGGGCCUCGAAAUGGAAGAGAGUGAGCUAAUGGCUUAUCGAGGUGGGAAUCUUAGUAAUGAGUUAUUACUGGGUCCAAACUGGGUCCGUAAUAAUCAAUUAUUAUUUGAAGUCAAGCUGGUCGGAGAAAGAGCAGCAUAAACCACUGAUGAUAUCGAUGAGAGAGAAAGUACUUUGAAAUUAAUUAAGCUUCUUUUCGUGCAUGUAAAUUCCUUCCCAUGUUUAUAUGUUUUCACGGAUAGAUAAAUAUAUUUUUUACCCAAACUUUCGUGUUUUUACGCUAUUCGAUUGCAUAUUUUUAAGAAAACUGACUCCGAUCAAUCAUACUAAUGAUAUAUAAAGAACAUCAUUUAACAAGGAUGCAUAUAACAGCGUGAACUGGUAACUAAUGGCCCUCAAGAAUCAUCGCAAUUUACUUUUUUUGUUAUUGUUAUUAUUAUUGUUGUUUCUAUUAUUUGUUGUUGUGGUUUUUUUCCAGGGGCAAUUUCCGAUAUUCUGGCUGACACGUAUCAGCGGUUGUACGAGUUACCCGACCCCAAGCUACCAGUGAAAUAUCCACGGACCCCAGGUUACAGACCAUCACCAGAAGACAAUCCUUACAAUGCUUGGUAAGCGAAAUGUCGGAGGAAAAGAUAAAUUCGCCGCAAUCCCUUUGUAUGUGAUAUGGCCCUUUCUAUUAAAAAAGCUCUUAUAAUGCUAAUAUCAACCUUUUAUCUUUGCAAUAUUAACUGGUAGAGAAUAUUAAGCUGUAGGCAACGUAGACAUUUUACAAUAGUAUAUGGUUUCAAAGUAUCAUUCAAACUAUUUUAUUUCUGCAUUUGUCGUAUUGUGAGCGAUAUCAGGAGCCACUCUCAGGAAUAUCAAGAUUGCACCGAAGGAAUUUUGCUUUAGGGAAAUAAAAUCCUGAGGGGUCCAGAAAGGCCUCAUACGCCUGCUUGGUUAGCCAAUAAGAAGCGUACCGCUCGUACCGUACCCUCGAACGAGUCGAUCCGCACUCAGCCAGGACUAUUCGUACCCACAAAGGAAGAAACGUCUGUGGGUACGAAACGACUGGAUACUAAUUAGAACACGUUAUGCCAGCCUAUAUAACAAGUUAGAAGAUUUAUCUCAAAAAGUUUAUAAGUUGAUUUAAAGAAAGCGAUAUGCUAUGUCGGUGAUCAACUGAGACAAUCAGUUGGUUAUUAAUUACAGUCACGAAACCCUUGUAACGAAUUUGGAAAGCGAACGUUUAAAGCGUAGGUGCAUAGGUUUUCAAAAUUUGCCGCGGCGGUUGGUUAACAAUAUCUAUAGUUGACAAUCAGCUCGUGAAUUUCAAUCUUGGCUUUUCUUGAGGUAUUCAAUUGAAGGUAUGAUUCUCGCAGGUUAGAUGCAAAUAGGGAUAUCGCAGAAAAGAAACCUGACGUCUCGAUGGGAUUCGAAACUAUGCGUUCGAGACACCUUUUGAGCGCUACACUAACUUGACAACAAAGCUACUAGUUGGGAACGACAGAAUUAUAUUUGGAUCAGAUAAAUAUCAUACUGCUGAAGCUAUGCCUUGCUCUCAACAUGUGGCUUCGUAGCCCAGUACACUAAACGAACGCAGGUGAAAAGAUAUUACAUAUCAUUUGAGGUACUGGCGAUGUGACAUUAAAGGAGCAUCAAGUGGUAAACUUCACGGCAAAACUGUCGCUGUCAAGGACAACACAUGUGUGGCAGGGGUACCCAUGAUGAAUGGCUCCCUCACCCUGGAAGGAUUUGUCCCGGAUGUGGAUGCUACUGUAGUGACUCGGAUAUUGGAUGCCGGUGGACACAUAGUGGGGAAAAGUUGUGUUGAAAAUUUGUGUUGUAGCGGAGGCAGUUUUACUGCUGCCACUGGUCCGGUGGUUAAUCCUCACAAUAAGACGAGAAUGAGUGGAGGGUCGUCUUCAGGAUCUGCAGCUUUGGUUAGUAUGAACGAACAACAAUGUCCCAUCAACUCGUUACUCAAAAGAAAUUUAGAUACAGCUACGUCUAGGUGAAUAGAAUUGUAUUUUCAUUAUGUGCAUAACUGUCACCAUAUUGGUAUAAUCUCCUUCGUAAAUAAGGAAACAAAGAACCUUCUAUAAUUCUCUUUCCUUUCCUUUUGAUUCGACUCAGUUUCUUUUCAUUCCGAGCACUCAUAUUUUCCAGACUAAAAACUGUCAUUUAUCUAUUUUGAAUAAAUCUCAUCGUUUGUUAAUCCGUACGAACUGGACUCUCUCUUACAACCUUUCUUUCCCCUUGCUAUUAAGGUGGCUGGAGGGCAAGUUGAUAUGGCAACUGGUGGAGACCAAGGAGGGUCAAUAAGGAUCCCCGCUGCCUGUUGCGGUAUUGUGGGACUGAAACCAACAUACGGGUUAGUUCCAUAUACGGGCAUUAUGCCGAUAGAAUUCACUUUGGAUCAUACGGGACCUAUGGCCAGGACUGUGUAUGAUACAGCUCUGAUGUUGGAGGUAGGGUUACUAUGCACGAUUUAAUGUAUAUUUGACACGGAUAACUUUGAAUUUCCUGAUAUAUCUAUUUUUUGCGGAAAGAGGAAACUAGAAUCUGCGACUUCCUUAUGGAGGUUAUAGGUGUUAUGAUUAAAUAGAAUCCCAAUUUAUCGGAUUUUUUGUUUCUUGUCGGUCUAUCUGAUUUCUUGUAUAAUUGUAUGCCAGCGACUCUGGGCAAACAUGGUAAUCAUAGCAGAUGUAGUUAUUGAGCAAUAAAUCGAAAUAUUCUACAAAUUGCUUGAAAUUUAUGUUGGGAAAGGUUCUUUUAAUUGUCCGGCUGUAAUUGCUACCCGCCCAUAAUUUUGAGCCACCUGUCUUGGCUAUUAAAAUAUUGAUUCAAUCAUAAGUAAUGAUGAACUAGUCCAGUCCAGUCUUUCUUAUAGGUCAUGGCAGGGUAUGACGGGGGACUGGACCCUAGGCAGCCACGGGAUCUCAAAGUGCCAGAGUAUACUUCGUUGGUAGGUCUGCUCUAGAAUUGUACGAGCCAUAAAUCAUGCACGAAAAAAAAAAGCGGAGGGACAGCGAUGCGUUCUGUGUCUCUUCUCCAAUUAGAGUCCAGAAAUCAUUCGUGUUUCCUUGGUAAAUUAGUCAUUGGUAAGGCCCCGGUUGAGCGAAAGGUGGAUAGCGCUAGCCACUGGAUAGAUCUCUAUCAGUUGGACAGUGCAGAAUGUUUUGGCCAGCGAUUUAUUCGUUGGAUAGCGUUACCUGCCCUUUGAACAACUUGCCCCAGUUGUAGAAGGAAGCUUCGUGAUGGAGAACGGAAAAAAGAGGCUGAUGCGUGUGUGUAGGAGGGGGGGGGGGAAAUUGCGGAAUUGAAACUAGCUACAAACAAUGAGUGCUGAGAAGCUAAAAACACCGUGGUAAUGGGACAUGCUUCAGUCUGAUACCAAGAAAGGUUUCUUGAGCGAUACUUUGAUUUUACUGACUGCAUAUGAAUCGUGGUGGGCAACUCCACUUACGCUGUGCCAUACGUCAGGCGGAGACACUUGGGCUUGAGCGUUAGGGUUGGGAAAGGAAGAAGUUGAUUGAAAUAGAAAUGUGUCUACCGUCAUCACUUGUCUGUUUUAAUCUGAAAACCCAAAUAUUAUACCUUGGUAUUAAUUUUUUUUAAUGCAAAGUGAUUUGGUCAUGAUCAGCUCACAGGAAAAAUAGACAACUUGAAGAUUGGAAUCUUGAAAGAAGGCUUUGGAUUGAAGAAUUCCGAAGCGGAUGUGGAUAAGAUGGUUAGAGAGGCCGCUGAACAGCUCGGCACUGCAGGCGGUGCAGUUGUCGAAGAAGUGUCUGUCCCGAUGCAUUCUGACGGUAAAUCAGAAUUUUGUGAUUGUUUAUGGUCCUACAUGAGAUAGAUAAUCUAUAUUUAUACUUCUCUGUCAUAUAUCAAUUUUGUACCGUUAAAAUGGAUAAUUUUAUUUAAUAAAAGAUUACAAAUUAAAUAAAUGUCCAACAAGCUGUUGCUAUUGGCGAUGACCCGAGAAUUUCGGCAAGCUUAAAAACGUUCUAGUUCUUUUAAACAUUGUUGGUUACUAUGGUAAUCGCCUCAAGGUCACAUAAACUUCUUUUCUUUUUAUUUAUUUGCCUGUUUCUGUUUCUUUGCUUAUCUUAUCGUUUUCUUUGGCCAUACGUUUAUACAUUUUUAAAGGUACGCAAAUAUUUGGUCCCAUCCUGCAAAUCGGAGGCGAUCGAAUGAUGUUUGAAGGAGCCGGUGAGACAUUUUUUAAUUGUUAUACUGUUAUGUUCCAUACACGCAUUAUGAUUUGACUUUUGCGGGGGGUUCCAAGGGGUGUUCCUAGAGAAAGUUUCGGAUGAAAGAGUCAAUUCAAGCGCUUUCUUGGUGUGUAUUUGUCUAGCAGUUGGUGCUUUCACCGGUGAAAAUUUUGCUCAACAGUUAUCAAAGGAUCAGAAACAACAAUGAUUUUCCCUCGAAUUGAUCCAAUUAAUUUUACAGUUACCUUUUUAUUUGGCGACGUUAGACGGUAGAGGUCUAUGUUUUAUCCAUUAUCAUGUCAAGCCACGUGGAGCAAGUCACGAUCAUUUACGUCAUUUGAUAUGAUGUGAUGUAUGGUCAUGACGUGCAUGACGUGUCAAAUUUGUCAUGAUAUAUGUGAUGUCAUUUCAUGUCAUUUUGUUUCUAGAAUUGCCACAUCCUGUCAAGUCAUUUGUUAUCAUCCAGUUAUGUUGUACUUGAUGUCUUGCAGGUUUUGGAACUUCAGCAGAGAUGUAUUACGACACUACUCUACAGGAAGCCUUCUCUCGAGGCCUAAAAUGCCACUCAAAUGACCUGUCAAAAAGCUGCAAACUUGUUCGGCUGAUCGCCAAGUAUUUGCACGAGGAUUACAACAGUGUAUUCUAUGGAAAAGCGCAGAACCUGGGUCGAGAGCUCUGUAAGGCGUACGAUGCAGCACUUGAAAAAUACGAUGUAUUGAUUCUACCGACCAUCCCCAAGAAGGCACCAGUUUUCCCGCAGGAAAAUCCUCCCAUGGAAGGUCAGAUUUUAGCUAUUUCAUUAUGUCAAUGAUAAGUAGAACGGAAUCGUAGAAUGUAAGAAACUGAUGAAGUACAAGCCCUCAAAAAUAGGAUAGGGAUUACAUUUGUUCCAAAACAACAAGCCGUAAUUAAUAUCUGGGUGAGGUGUCUCUGAGAUGUCUAAAGGUCGGCACAUACGAGGGUAGUAGUGCUUGCAACUAGUCCCUGCGACUAGUCCUCUGAAGAGUUUACAUGAAGGGACUGGUCGCAGGGACUAGUCCCUAGUAGUGUUUACACGCGGGAACCAAUUGCACAGGAAAGUAGCAAAAACUAGGGGGGGAAACGGUAUCAUUCUAUCACUCUGCAGCUUUCUUAAGAAACCAAAAUUAUUGAAAUAGCAAUGUAGCAUUGAAUGAAACAAACAAACAAACAGGCAAAACUGACCCAUCUUUGUGUGAGAACCUGUUUUAAAGAAAAAAGAUUUAUUAGCUGGACAAUCUGUUAUAAGUCUCCAAUGAGUCAUUAACAAUCCGCUUCUAGUAGUGUGUAUUUUUUUAAAAGUUAUUCAUUUAUUUACUCAUUUUUUAUUUUUUAAUUGGAUCCAUCUGUUUUUUUACAUGGAAUUAUCACCGCAGCUUAUACGCAGUGUAUUUCUUCCCUUUUUGUGCGCGGAAUCUAAUUGUGGGAAAGACUUUGAGGAAAGGAGAAUAAGUACACUGAUAAAUUGAUUAAUGUUGUCUUAUUUCAGAACUCUAGACUCAGGUUUUUCAUUUCCUGGGAGAAGGAUAUUUUUUGACUUAUCAAUAACUGGGCCAUUAAUUCACUAGGAGAUUCCAUGAAAUACUAAUAACCCUUUGCAAUAUAUUUUGCAGAAUAUCUGGAGAGGGCAUUUGAAAGUAUUCCAAACACAUCACCAACAAAUAUCACAGGACACCCAGCCCUGUCAAUCAACGCCGGCUUCAGUGAUGGCUUACCAGUCGGUAUGAUGAUCGUGGGAAGAAAGUUCGACGAGGUCACUGUUCUAAAUGUCGCCUUUGCUUACGAGAAGAUUAGAGAUACCAAAAUAUAACAUUAUGAGAUGUCUAUUAAUGAGCCCAGGACUACAAGGAGUUGUUUCACUCUUAAAAAAUAACGUUUCGAGCGUUAGCCCUUCUUCCAUCGCUCUGACGCUCUAACUAUUGAUAACCGACAAGCGAAAAUCUUAAUAAGCGAUCAACUAGUAAUUUAUGGAGUGACGCAACAUCUAAAAAGUUAUUCACCUCUACUAACUUAACAAUUUCAUUUCUAAAUUAUGGUAAAACGACUAAAUUAAGCCAGAUAUUCAUGUGCUGAUUGAACGAAUUUGUUUCCGGUUUUUUCGUCUCAUUAGCAAAUAAAUGAGUCUAAAGAAUUUAAACAAAAGGUGAUGACAGUUACGGGAGCAAUUCUUUCAUUACCAGAGGUAGCUGAAAUGACACGUCUCGUUAGCCUAAAAAAGAACUUGUUGAAGUUGUUUAGUCUAAGGAUAUAUACUUUAAUAUCUCCGCCGCGCAAUUACAGGCCGUUGCACUAUGUGGAAUUAUUAACUGUGGGCUUCCCUUUUCUUGGUCUCAGUUUCC